This is a messenger RNA of Populus nigra (black poplar), 1623 nucleotides long. RefSeq lists its product as uncharacterized. Gene Ontology annotation, molecular function: protein kinase activity; ATP binding. The transcript is spliced from 4 exons. The coding region runs from base 190 to 1518 and encodes 442 amino acids. The record is from RefSeq and is a predicted model, not a curated record. Lineage: Eukaryota; Viridiplantae; Streptophyta; Magnoliopsida; Malpighiales; Salicaceae. Gene Ontology annotation, biological process: protein phosphorylation; spliceosomal complex assembly; regulation of mRNA processing.
CGCACCUUUAAAAAGAGCAGAGAGAAAAAAGUGGAGACUCUCUUGGAAAAACGCCCAUCAAAGGUUCUUCAACAGUAUAAAUUCAGAUCAUAAAUCAGAGGCAACUCACUUGUUUCUUCUUCUUCUUGAUAAAGUCAGGCGGUGCCGAUUGAUUUGGUCAGCUUUUCGAUUGAUUGAUUGAUUGUAACGAUGUCGUGUUCUUCGUCGUCGGCAUCGGAGGAAGAUGAAGAGGGGAUCGAUUCCUACCGCAAAGGAGGUUAUCAUGCGGUUAGAGUAGGGGAUCAGUUCUCCGGUGGCCGUUAUAUUGCACAGAGAAAGCUGGGGUGGGGCCAGUUUUCUACUGUUUGGCUCGCUUACGAUACUCGAUCCUCUAAAUACGUUGCUCUUAAGAUCCAGAAAAGUGCAGCACAAUUUGCUCAAGCUGCGCUUCAUGAGAUUGAACUCCUUUCAGCCAUAGCUAACAGUGACCCUUCAAAUUCCAAGUGUGUUGUGCAACUGAUUGACCACUUCAAGCAUGCAGGGCCAAAUGGGCAGCAUCAGUGCAUGGUCCUUGAAUUUCUUGGUGACAGUUUAUUGAGGUUAAUCAGGCAUAAUCGUUACAAAGGACUUGAAUUGGAUAAAGUUAGAGAGAUCUGUAAAUGCAUUGUGACAGGUUUGGAUUACUUGCAUAGAGAACUUGGUAUAAUCCACUCUGACCUAAAACCCGAAAAUAUUCUUCUCUUUUCCACCAUUGAUCCUGCCAAAGAUCCAAUUAGGUCUGGGCUCACACCAAUCCUGGAAAGGCCUGAGGGAAACCAUAAUGGUACUUCCACUAUGACUCUCAUCGAGAAGAAGUUGAAAAGGAGGGCAAAGAGGGCAGUUGCUAAGAUAUCAGGAAGAAGAGUUUCAAUGGGAGGAGCCGUGCAAAAGCCUGAGAGAUCUCUGGAUGGGAUUGAUGUGAGGUGCAAGGUUGUUGAUUUUGGAAAUGCGUGUUGGGCUGAUAAGCAGUUUGCAGAAGAAAUUCAAACCAGACAGUAUAGAGCUCCUGAAGUCAUUUUGCGAUCUGGGUAUUCCUUCUCUGUUGAUAUGUGGUCUUUUGCUUGCACGGCGUUUGAGCUUGCUACUGGGGACAUGUUGUUCGCUCCCAAGGACGGACAAGACUACAGUGAAGAUGAGGAUCACCUUGCUCUUAUGAUGGAACUCCUUGGAAAGAUGCCAAGAAAGAUAGCCAUUGGAGGAGCUCUAUCCAAGGAUUAUUUUGACAGGCAUGGGGAUCUUAAGAGGAUUCGGAGGCUGAAGUUUUGGCCACUUGAUCGCUUGCUGGUUGAAAAAUACAAAUUCUCUGAAAAUGAUGCGCGGGAGUUUGCGGAAUUUCUUUGUCCCCUUUUUGAUUUUACACCAGAGAAGCGGCCCACUGCCCAGCAGUGCCUGCAACACCCAUGGUUCAAUCUCAAAAGCUCUACGCCGAACGAGGCUAAAAGUGAAUCUAAGGUGGCAAAGUUGGGUGUUGGAGUGAGCAAUCUGAAGGUGGGUAAGUGAUGAAGGGGUCGUAGGUGAUCGCACAAUUCUCAAGUCCCUCCCUCCACCUGUAUGAAUGAUUGUUAUUUUGGCUUGUUAUAUUCAAUAAGAUUUAUUAUUUUUUCA